This is a messenger RNA of Myotis daubentonii (Daubenton's bat), 2672 nucleotides long. RefSeq names its product ubiquitin conjugating enzyme E2 F (putative) (gene UBE2F). Lineage: Eukaryota; Metazoa; Chordata; Mammalia; Chiroptera; Vespertilionidae. The record is from RefSeq and is a predicted model, not a curated record.
GCAAGGAGUGGGAUUGGGUGGUGAAGGGAAGGAGGGCAUUCCGGACCUGGGCAUCCCCGUGAGCAGAAGCUUCCAGAAAUGACAUGCUGGGUGGUGUUGGGGAGCAGGGAGGAGGCAGGCCUGCCUUGUGCAGAGGACUUGUGGUUGGGACGAGGCAGGGGCAGGGUGCAGGCGGGAGAGGUGCUCAGAGACAAGUCAGCACCCGGCCAGCUGCUGGGGGACUUGAGGGCCUCCGCCUGGACCUACCUGCCUUUCAGGUGGUCGGGUGCAGGAAGGGGCAGGCUUCCUGCUGAAGAUAAAUGGAUUGCACUCCAAAGGCUGACCAGCCAACCCGAGGGACUCCGGGGCCUGCUGGGAGGUGCCUGGGCCCUGGCUUUCUGCAGGAGGAGAGGGGGGUGUGGACUUGUUUGGGUGCAGGUCCGGGCCUCUCUGGCCGGAGAAGCUGGUGUGGUUGCUCCCUAGUGGCCUGCAUUCAGUCCCAGCUUUUACACUUAGACGGGUGUUUCAUGGCAGGAAGAAUUGUAAACCAGGAGUUCCCCACCGUGAGCUGACUGGCCCCAGUGUCCCUGCACGGGUGACUCGGUCUGAUUUUGCCAGUACUCGCAGGCGGGCUGAGUCCAUCUUGCUUGAUGAUGGAACGAGUAAAUGGCAGUCUGAAAUCGAGUCCCACCCAGAGGAGGAACUGAAAUGUGUGGAAUUUAGAGACUGAGCGUGCUCCUUGCUGAUCUGUUUCCGAAAGUGCUGGCUUAGUCAGAGUGUAAUUUGCAGGAAAGGGAAGUUUAGUUUUUCAACCAGAUCUUCAGGGUAUGAAGCAUACUGAAGAAGGAAAAGAGCAUUCUGAAUCAAUUGGAGCUGUUCAGCAAACCUCUUGGGUAAAGGCAGCAGUAAUGCUGACGCUGGCGAGCAAACUGAAGCGGGAUGAUGGUCUCAAAGGGUCCCGGACGUCAGCCACAGCCUCUGACUCCACUCGGAGGGUGUCUGUGAGAGACAGACUGCUUGUUAAAGAGGUUGCAGAACUUGAAGCUAACUUACCUUGUACAUGUAAAGUGCAUUUUCCUGAUCCAAACAAGCUUCAUUGCUUUCAGCUAACUGUAAGCCCAGAAUUUUUUGUUUUGUUUUGUGUUUUUUUGAUAGAUGAGGGUUACUACCAGGGUGGAAAAUUUCAGUUUGAAACGGAAGUUCCUGAUGCAUACAACAUGGUGCCACCCAAAGUGAGAUGCUUGACCAGGAUCUGGCACCCCAACAUCACAGAGACGGGCGAGAUAUGUCUGAGUUUACUGAGGGAACAUUCAAUCGAUGGCACUGGCUGGGCUCCCACGAGGACAUUAAAGGAUGUUGUUUGGGGAUUAAACUCUUUGUUUACUGAUCUUCUGAACUUCGAUGACCCACUGAAUAUCGAGGCUGCAGAGCAUCACCUGAGGGACAAGGAGGACUUCCGGAACAAAGUGGAAGACUACAUUAAGCGGUACGCCAGAUGAUAGGAGGGGCGCCUGCAGCGUGGACUGUGCCAGAGGGUCAUCUUCAGCUCUCGAGGGGGCCUCCAUCCCAGUCCUCGCGCUCCCGCAGACCCACUGGCUCUGCUGGGUCCUGUGACAUGUCCUGCGGAGGAACCUCUUCAUGACUGCCCAUUGUAGACAGAGAGUUCCGCAUAAAUACAGCAAGAAAAUGAGUUUGGGCUCUAAAGAGUUGUCUGCUUACCUUAACAUGUUUACUUUGUGAACCUGUACUGUAUAGGCUGAGGAAAUGCUUGAGAAGUUGUAAUGAACUCAGAAUCGGAGCUUGCUUCUUACCUUCCCCCAAAUCACUUCCCUGCACAGCAAUGCCAAUGACCUGCCAAGAACUGGCAGGUGGGCGGUCCCAAGCCCACUGCAAACUGUGAUUGGAUGCGCAGUCUCUUAUCUCCUCCCACGAAUGUCAGCCCUGCCUCAGUGUCUGAGGCUUCCCAGAAUGCAGUCAUUCACUGUAGAUCUCUUACUGAAAUGCGUAUUUUAUUUAAUGUAAGUAUAUUUUGGAACAGAUUUGUAAUUUGUACAAUUUAAUGCUUUAAUUAUUUUUUUCUAUUCUCCUUUAGUUUGUAUUUUCAUUGUAUAGAGCAGACAGAUGUUGGGUCAAGCAAUUAUUGAAGAGAAAUACAAAGAAAAUAUGAAAGACAUUAUUCAUUCUGUCCAAAUGCAACGAGAAUUUGGGUCUUGAAAACCAGCUCUUGCUUUCAGGUCUGGGUGGGACAAAGAAGUUUAGAACACUGUGAGGCUGGAGCUCGAUGAUUUGGAAACAAAAAACAAAAAAGGCAGGGAACCCUUUGUCGCAUUUGACCCAGAGGAACUGGCUGGAGUGGGGCUGGGUGUUUCUGAGGGUCAUGUGCUUAGGACCUAGUGUGCAAGGACUAUAGCUGCUUAUCAGAGACCCAGACCCUUGCUCCUGAGAGACAGGAGAAACCUCGGGAAGCAGCCAAACAAUGUCUAAUGCCACUGAGACUACACCUGUGGCCUCUGAGUCUGCAGUAGUUCCAGGCCCGAGUGGAGGUGGUCUCCCGGGCAGUGGAGGGCAAGAAUCGGAACAACAUACAGCCAUGCUCGGUCAGGUCUGCACACUUCAGAGGCAGCACACCCAGGAGACCCUUGGCCCCGUGAUGUCAUAUGCAAAUAAAUAUCUGUAUGGUUUUGUCCACUGCC